This is a messenger RNA of Loxodonta africana (African savanna elephant), 14796 nucleotides long. RefSeq names its product NADH:ubiquinone oxidoreductase complex assembly factor 2 (gene NDUFAF2). The coding region runs from base 56 to 475 and encodes 139 amino acids. Gene Ontology annotation, biological process: mitochondrial respiratory chain complex I assembly. The transcript has 4 exons. Lineage: Eukaryota; Metazoa; Chordata; Mammalia; Proboscidea; Elephantidae. The record is from RefSeq and is a predicted model, not a curated record. Gene Ontology annotation, cellular component: membrane; mitochondrion.
UCCAUCUGGGGCCGAGCGUCGGGCUGCUGUUCGAGCCGGGAGUUGGGCGGACGGCAUGGGCUGGUCUCAGCGUCUGUUUGGCUCUUUGUGGCGAGUGCUGUCAAAGGAAGUGAAGCAGCACGUGGGCACGGACCAGCUCGGGAACAAAUACUACUAUAUCCCGGAGUACAAGAACUGGAGAGGACAGACUAUUCGAGAGAAAAGAAUUGUAGAAGCAGCACAGAAAAAAGAAGUAGACUAUGAAACAGGGGAUAUCCCAGCAGAGUGGGAAGCUUGGAUUAGAAGAAUGAGAAAGAUUCCGCCUACUAUGGAGAAAAAAAAAAUACGUACUUUCCAGCUCUAUCCACUGAAAAGGCCUAGCAGCAGUCACAGUUCAGUAGCAAUUAACAUCUCAUCCCAGAUUAUGGACGUUAAACACCAUUUCCCACUAGAAGGAACCAGGGCUCCUCGGAGAAGUCACUGGCUCCAAAUCUGAGCCAGGACCAUACAAGGGGAGCCUAGGACAUCUCUUCACAACAGAAAGCAGGGAAGCAAAAAGACUUGUGUCACCAAGGACACAGGAGCCACCUGAAAGGGGCUCCCACUGGCCAAAGACGGGAUACAUUUGAGCAUCAAAAAGGAAAAAUACUAAUUAAGGCAAUGGAUUGAAACACAUUAAAUAUAUAAAAAUAUAAGUUCAUGAUAGUAAAAAAUAUUAAUCAGUAACCUUUGAAAGUUGCUAGGGUAUAAACUUACUGUCCUGACUAUUUCAAGCAUUUAUCCUGCUUUCUUGUACAAAUUAUUUCAGUAGUCAAAGAGUUGAUGCAGGAAAAAUUUUCUUAUAUAAAAUUUCCAACUAAUAAAUUUACAAACAAUAGAAUUAGAAAGAUUAUACUUUGUAACCCCUAAUGAAACAAUGCAUUAAGCGGUGAUCAUCAGUGGAUACUUAAACCAUUAGGAAGGUCGAUGGAAUAUUGGGUAAUAGAUGAAUCAGGCUGAAACCACCGACUUCAUGCUUCUCCUGAUGUGAUACGCCUGUGAAGUUUUCUUGCCCAAAGAACCUAAUCAGCCCUCUAGAUCAGGGAUUAACAAACUUUUUUGGUAAAAGGCCAAUUAGUAUUGCCAUCUUUUCUGGGCCAUAUGUUCCCUGUCGCAGCUACUCAACUCUGCUGUUGUAGCACAAAAGCAGACAAAAAUAAUAUGUAAAUGAUAGGUGUGGCUAUGUUCCAAUAAAACUUUAUAAGAAUAAGAGGUAGACCGGGUUUGUCCCACCGUCUGCCUGCCAGCCUCUGUGCUGUAUCAGUGGUUCUCAGGUGUGAUCAGUGGAGCUGCAGCAUCAGAAUCACCUGGGAGCUUGUUAGAAAUGCAAAUUCAGAGCCCUUGCCCCCAAACUAGUGACUCAGAAACUCUGGGGGUGUAGCCCAUCAAUCUGUGUUUUAACAAGCCCACCAGAUGAUUCUGAUAUAAACUAAUGUUUGACAACCACUGCUCUACAUCUAAUUGCCUGUUUUCAUGAAAUACAAGGGUAGAGAAACACGUUAAUACACUGCAAGGAAUAUAAGUAACCAAUUUCAGAACAUGGAAAAUGUUUUAAAACUAAUGAGCCUUUUUUCUCCCAACGAAUAAAUCAGCAGGGAUGGGGUGAGGUGUACAUUCCUAGCUACUGGCCUUCUCCAACUAAGUGGAUUCCAGAGCUUGAGGCGCUCACUGUUCAGGAUACAGAAUUUUCCUUAACCACCUCCACUCCCAUUUAUAGUCUGGUGCUUUAACCCAGUCCUCCUCUGCCUUCUGUCCUGCAUCUAAGUCUCUCUAUAUCAGUUUCUCCAGAGAAUAUAUCUUUUGGCUCAUUUGGGAGUGGAGAAAUGACAGAUACUUAACUCCUGGGUUGGUUGUGAGGACCUCAGCCAAUUCUUACACAGACCUUGAAAUAGUCUUCCACACUUCAUUCCUACUUCUGGUAUUUCUAUUUUCUAAGUCUUUUUGGUAUUCUCCAUUCUCCAGAGUGAAUUGCUUUUUUUCUCAUCAGUAUCCCUCUUUUCCAAGCAUUUAGGUUUGCCCUUCCUAUAUACAACUAACUUAUUUGCUAAUCUUCCAUUUAUUUCCAUCUCUUAUGUUGUGAUUUGCUAUUUUAGAUAAUACCUUGAUUAUCAAAAGAAGGGCUUGGGGUUUCUAAUCUUGGUGUCCCUUUUAUUUAGGGGGAGGUUUUCAAAAAGAAAAGGGGCAAAAUUGGGACUCUUGGAAUGGAAAGUCUGGUAUGUAUGUGUGGAGCAGUCAUUAAUUUCAUGAAAAGCUAGUGUGGUCUUUAGAACAUAAUUUGGGAAAUGCUUCCUCACCUUCAAGUUGUUUCUUCUUACCCAGUACAGUCUCCAUCUGCCUCUACCACCUCCCUGAAACUCCUCUUUCCAAGGUCACCGAAUACCUCUUUGUUGCUAAAUCCAAUGUAUAUAUCUCAAUUCACCUGCCCUUUAUUCAGCAUUUUCUUUCCUUGAAUUUCCCUCCUUUUGUUGCAUCUUUACUGUGGUAGUUUUGGCAGAACCUAAGCAGGAAUUUAAAUGCAAGUAGUUCAUUUGCGACCUAAUUCCUGAAAGCAUCAGAGUGGAAACACAGACAGGGAAAGGAGGAAAGUCAAUGAGGAGUACUUUAAAUAAGCUGGGAAACUGAGGCUCACUUUUGAUGGAGACUCUCUGACAGGCUGAAUAGAACACAUCACAGAAUUGUCCCACUGAGGAACAAGGAAGCUGAGGUAUUUAUCUGCCAGUUCCUCACUGAAGCUCACUCCUGAGGAAUGUUAACUCCCUGGUGUUUUCAUCCUGCCCAUUACGGGAAGAUGCUCCCAUAGCUAGAGAACGCGCUCAAACCAAGAGAUGCAGAAACCAACUGCAUGUAAGUAAACUGUUCAGAAAGCUACAGAGUGAGCUGAGAGAAUUUGGGCAAGGCAUCAACAUUUACUACUCUAACCAAUGCUUUUCUGAUUUUUCUGUCAUUUUUUGGAUCUUUCUUUCAGUCCUUUGCUGGUUCCUGUUUUUCUCUUGUCUCUUACAUUUUGGUGAUCCACACAAAAGGAUCUGUGCUUGGCCCUUGACCCUUCUCAUUCUCGACCCUUUCCCUGGACAAUCUCGUCCUUGGCCAUGGUUUCAGCCAGCAUAUAUGCUUUCAGAUUUCUAGCACCAACCUGUCCCUUGAGCUACAGACCCAUAGAGUCAUUUGUUAAUUCAUUAAGCAAAAGUUUUUUCAAUGCCUGUGUUAUGUGCGGAAACCCUUGUGGCAUAGUGGUUAAGAGCUACGGCUGCUAACCAAGAGGUCGGCAGUUCAAAUCUGCCAGGCGCUCCUUGGAAACUCUAUGGGGUGGUUCUACUCUGUCCUAUAGGAUCGCUAUGAGUCGGAAUCUACUCGAUGGCAGUGGUGUUUUAUGUUACGUGCUAAGCUAAGUGCUGGGGAUGUUACAGUGAACUGUACAUACUUCUAGCCCUUGGAUUUUAUACUCUAGUCAAAAAGCCAUAUAGAAAUGCAUGAAUAAUAAAGAUUAAUAGAUAUUAUGAUAAACACUAUGAAGUAAACUCGUGUUGUACUAACAUCUAAUUGGGAACGACACUAGAUAGAUUAGCCAGGGAAGUGCUCUUUGAGAGGUUGAUCUUCCCUUAAGCAUGAAGAUCGGCUAGGCAUGUGAAGAAUUGGAAGAAAAGUCUUCCAGGAAGAAAGUACAACAGGCAGGAGACAGAAGGGACCAAAGUGAGGUGUAAUAUGUUUGAAGAAAAGAGUGUUCUCCAGAGAGGCUGGAGUGUUAGGAGCAAAGGGGAAAAUGAUAGGAAAUGAGAUUGGAAAGGUAGGCAGCAGACAGGUCAUGUGUGGCCUUGUCAAGAUUGGAUUCUCCAGAAUCAGACAUUGAGGUAGAGUUGGGGUGCAGUUGUUUAUUAGGGAUCCUUGUGAAAGGAAAGGGGAAGCAGGAAUGGACAGAGGACAAAGUCAAACUGUGAUGCAGCAAAGCUUCGGUCAAUGCAGUGAGGAGCUCUGGAGCAAGAGGUGCCCAUCAGAGUUUUUCCCCAUCUGGUUGAAAUGGCCAGGCCCUUAUCCCCCUGGCUGUCUCACUCGGUCUCUGGAUGUGGGCUACGCUGGGAAAGGUGUGACCCCUAGCAAGGCAGCUCUUGGCAGAUGAAUGAAGCAUAGCCUCAAGUCAUUGACAGGUGGCGGCUGUCUGCUGACUACACUCUGUGCAGCUGGGAAGUAAGUCUGUCCUUGAAGGGGGAUCUGAGCAGUCUGCCACGGGCAAGCCUGGGUUUUGUUCUAAGGAUCCAUUAAAAGGUUGUUAGUGGGACGUGGCAUGGAAGGUUACUCUGUUUGCUAUGUGAACGUUAGAUCAUAGAGGACCAAAGAGACCUAUUAGAAGGCGAUUGCUGUCAAGGCAAGAAAUGCUUCUGGCAGUGGAGAUGCAGAGAAAAGCAGUUUUUUUCAAGAUACAUUUUGGAGGAAGACUUAAUAAGAUUUAGUGCUAGGUGGAAGUAAGGGAAAAUAGGAGUAGAUUUAGUAAAUGUACGUAGUUGUAUAAAAGAGGCUGAUUCAGCAGCUGCUAGCUAAAGUGCCACCUCCCCCAACAGAGACAUCUCACUGGCCCCUUCCUCCUCCUCAGAUCCUGCCCACUGGUGUGCGUUUGGAUAUGUCAGAGAGGCUACUUUGAGAGUAUGGUAAUUAACUUUCAGGGCUGCCCCUCUCUAUAUAUGUGCAGGGCUUGCUGCCUUGGAGCUUGUCUGUACCUCAGCAUCUUAGGAUAUGGGGUAGGGUGAGGCCUGACUGAAACAGGCAAAGCUGGUAGUGAUCAGGUUACAGUGUGUGCUCAGGCAGCAAGUCUGUAUGCUGCAUGCUGUAAACUGUGUGCCAAGCGUGUGUAUGGCUUCCUGAGAACUGUGCGAGGCAGUCAUGAGUACUGGAAAGAGAACUCAGUGGAGGCAGAGCGUCAGUUUCCAGUCUAGUCUUUUUGUGUGACCCUAAGCUAGUCAGUUCUGUCUGAGCCUCAGUGGCCCUUUGGACAUACAGUCAUGCAUCAUCCAAUGUCCAUGAUAUGUUCUGUGAAGUAGGAUGUCAUGUGAUUUGGACAUUGUGCAAACACCACAUUAAACACUUGGCAAAGCUGUAUGGGAUACCUUUUGUUUCACUUCCAAAUUGGUACUUUUCCUUUGCCUUUUGCUGCUGCUAUUACUACUGGUUUUGCUGCGUUUGGGAGCCAUGAUGCACUUCAUAGUAAUAUUUUCGAAAGAAAAUUAAACAGAGAGGUAACACUACAACACUCAAGAAAUGAGAGUUGGAUGCAUGAGGUGGGAUGCUCUCCCUAUGAGUCGAGACAUACACUGUUAUAUGGUAAACUUUUUAUUUGUAAGUAGGGGAAGUUCACAUUAAAAUAACAAUAGAAAGUAUAGCACAGUACGUAUAUAAGCCAGUAACAUAGGCAUUUAUUAUAACUAUCAAGACAUAUGUGUUAUAGGUUAUAUACGUACUGUACCACUGUAAGCCUGGCAGCGCAAUCACUUUGUAGACGAGAGACAUGAGAUACAUGUGUUGCAUGCGGGAAGCUGUUUCAUUUGCUACAUCCAGUUAUAUCUGUUGUGAUGUAUAUGUGGUCAGACAUUGCCUGAACAGAUGUUCUACACCAUAUGACUUAUGUAAUUUAAAAUAGCCAUUUCACAUCCACGUGGAAUCAUAAUUAAAUAGUUAAAUAAUGAUUCUGGAGCUUGGAGAGUGGCUCUGGAGCCCGGCAGUAUAAAUUUGAGGUUCUUCAGCAUGGAUAGACAGUAUUUAAACUCAUAGAAUUAGAAAUGAUUACUCAAGGGCAAAGUAUAAAGAGAAAAAAAAAAUGUCAGUUGCCAUUGAGUCAGUUCUAACUCAUGGUGGCUCCGUGUGUUGUAGAGUAGAGCUGCACUGCAUAGGGUUUUCAAGGCUGUGACCUUAAAGAAGCAAAUCGCCAGGCCUUUCUUCCAGGGGUCUCUGAGUGGGUUUGAACCACCAAUGUUUUGUUUAGUAGUUGAGCACUUAAUCAUUUGUGCCACCCAGAGCUCCAUGUAUAGAAGAAGAGGGCCUAGAAUUGAGUCUUAAUGCACUUCAGUGUUCAGAGGUUUGGCUGAGAAGGAGCUAACAGUUUGCUACAAGAUAUUGGUUAUUUUACAGACAUCUCACAUUUGGUAUGUGUACACAGAACUCCUCUUUUUCUGUAUUCCCUACCAUGGUUAAUUUCAUUAUCCUUCAUCGCUCAUCAGAAACCUGGGGAUUGUCCUGGCGUCCUUUACCUUCAUGUAUAGUUAGCUACCAAGACCCUUCUCAUUUUGAUUAUUUUAUCAGUCUGUCUUUCCUCCCCAUCCUCAUGACUAUUGCCUCGGUUACCGCUCCGAUGCCGUCUUGCAUUUCUGCAGUAGCAUCCUAACUGAUUUCUCUAGUCCAGUCUUCCUUCCCUCCAAUCCGAUUUCUGCAGUUGCCAGUGUCUUUUUUAAAUGUGGUAUAGGGUUGCCAGAUAUAGCAAAUAAAAAGAAAGUACAACCAGUUAAAUUUGAAUUUCAGAUAAACAAUUAAUAAUUUUAAGUGGAAAUAUGUGACGUAAUAUUUAGGGCGUUUAUUGUGAUGAAAAAGUUAUUUGUUGUUUAUCUGAAUUUAAAUUUAGCUGAGCUUUAUUUUGUUGUUUUUUGUUUUAAUCUGGAAAUCCUACUCUUGCUUCAAAGUUCAAAAUGUUUUAUCAUUGCUUUCAGGGUAAAAUUCAAACAUCCUAAUAUUGCAUCACAAGAUUCAGUGUGGUUUGACCUCUGCAUAGCAUACGGGCCAUUUACAGAGUCCUGAACUUUCUUUGCUGCUUUACUCCUCCAUAACUUUGAACAUGUGCUUACCUUUUCCUAGAAUGCCGCCUCUCUUCUUUGUCCUGUAGUUAAUUUCUUUUGACUUUUUAAGACGGGGGCAUCACCUUCUCCAGGAAGUCAUCUGGAAUUCUCUAGUCCUCAACCCGUGGAUAAUAAUAGAGACACCUUCUUUUCUUUUGCAUCCUCUUAACAUUCUUUGCCUAAUAUUAUCAGAGAUUUUAUCAUAUUGUAAUUUCAGUUAAAUAUUUACCUGUCUGUCGUCCAUUGAUUGUGACUUUCUUGAGAACAGGGUAAAAACUGUGUUCUUUAACUCUGUGCCCUUGGUGACCAGUGGGCUCUCAAUGAAUGUAUGAAUGAACAAAUGAAUGAGUGAAUGAGGAAGUAGGAAGGGGUCUGGACACAUUAGCUACACAAUUGGCCCUUGUGUGCUUCCCCAACUGUUUUCUACCUUGACUGCAGAAGGAGAAAAAAAUGCAGAAGGAGGCUGUGCUAUAUCAGACCACUUCCUUUGCCUGUCCUCUUCUGCCCCUCAUUCUGUCCCCUCCCCACAAAGAAGCUCCAUAAGAGUGGGAGCCAGGUUAUGUUCUCCUGUGUACCCCCAGGGCAUUGAAUUGUAGAUGCUCAAUGUAUAUUUUUUGAAUGAAUGAAUAAAAAUACAUGAAUAGAUAAGUAUGUCAUACAGGGCCACUGCUCCUGUUGUCCCCUGCAUCAGGGGACAGUAUCCCUGCGUCAGGUCCUGGGGAAUAUAACCUCUGGCCACUACAUUGUUGAUUCACUAGGGCAGGCUCUGUAAAGCCUGAGCUGCAGCCUCUCUAACUCUGUGUUUCACCUCUUUUUGCCCAACUCCUCUUCUUCUCUCCCUCAACCUAGAAGAGCCUCUUUUGUCUCCCACAGUACCUGGAACAUAACAGCUCAAAACUGUGAGCAACCAUUCACAGAGGGAGCCUCCUCUUUUUCUCUGGGGCUGUAGCCUCUCUGCCAUUUCUUUUUCUGUCUUGGAGGCCAGGCCUGGGAAGCCAUGAGGACCUGACAUUGCGUUUUCUCCCAGGGACUAUCGUCUCUCCCCUUCGCACACAAGGAGCCAAGGCUUUCUUAAUCUCCCGCCAGGGCAAUUCAAUUAAAUAGGACCAAAGUUAAGUGACUCUAAUUAUGUUUUAUUAAUUUAUAACUGAUAAAUUUCCUUUUCAAUUAAAUAAUGGUGUUUUUAUGCUUAGAGGUUCUUUUUUUUUGCAUCUGUAUGGAAGUUCACUUAUUUUAUUAAAGGAAAUACCACCUACAAAACCAUUAAUGACUUGAGUUCUGUGAUCAGUUCAUCAUAGUGACAUUUCAGGGUUUAAUAAUUAAUUUGGCUCAAGUUCAAAGAAAGAAAACUCACUGCCAGAAAUUCCUAGCCAGCAAAGAAUAUAAACAGUUCUUACAAUUGUCCCCUCAAAUAACAGGAACCAUUGAGAUCAACUUCUUGCAAUUAGAAAUGUUUUGAAAAAAGGCAGGAGGAAAGUUCAAGAAAGCAUGUCAAAACAACAAAACUCAGUCUACAUUUUCAUUAUUGUAAUUGAUCAAAGGAUGUUUGUAAUAGAUUUGAAUGUGAAUAAAUUAAACGUGACAUUGAUUUGGCAGAGGCACACCAGUGAUUGGCAAGAACACAUAGCAGGAGCAGCUUCUGCUAAAGUAUAACUCGCUUGGCUGUUUUUCAUUCUAAUAGAUUUCUUAGCAACCCAGUGCUAUCAUGCUAACCUAAGCUGUCACUUAUUUACCCUUUUGGCUUCUGCUCCCAUCCAGGCAAGAUUAAAUUCAUUUUUGAUUACUAAUCUAGCAGGCGUUGCCUUGGAUCUGAAGACAGAGUACCUUUUGUUGACCUAGGUUCCUCCCCCACUUUUUCCCUUUUCUCUUUUAUAGAUGGAAAAACAGUGAUCUAAAAAUUUAUUAUUUCAUCCUGGCAGUUCAACUUGUAGAACUAGAAAAUGUAGUUUAAUUAAACAAUUUGGCAAUUUUUUCAAGCUUAGGCAUCACAAUAGCAUUUGCUAGGCCUGAAUUUUCUCAGCAUGUUACAGAUUUGACACUGUAAAAAGAAUAUUCAGCUUAGAACAUUUUUGAAAGAGUUGUACAGCAAAUUCCCAUUACAAUUAUGUUGAGGGUGGGGGUUGUGGCAUAUUCUGGGAGGAUACUUUCUAGGUGAGACCAUCUUACUGAUUGUCUAUGGUUUGAGGUCCUGAGACAUACUUCAUGCCAUUUCACUUAUAAUCUGUUCACUUAAAUCCUUUUGUAUUACUCAAAAUGUUUUUUUAAUUGACUCAAAGCCACAUACUUAUACUUUAAAUUUUUUAAUAUAGAUUAAAAUAAAAAUUAUUCAUUAUUAUUCACAGUGGCUGCAACAAUAGGCUCAAACAUAAUGAUUGAGAGGAUGGCACAGCACUGGACAGUGUUUUGUUCUGUUGUACAUAGGGUCGCUAUGAGUUCGAACUGACUCGACGGCACCUCACAACACCAACAACAUGUAUAGUUUGAAUUAUGGAAAGGAAUUAAUGGACCUAGCUAAGUCAAGUAUAUUUGUACCAUGUAUAGCACAUAUCUGAUAAGAGGUGAAAAACGGGAUUUGGGAGAAUGUAUUUAAUACUCAAAAGAUUUUAGAAAGUUGAUCUGUUUCUCUAAGACCAAAACUUUCAUUGUAUCUUUAUCUUAUGUGCACUAUGAAAAGUAUUCAUGUAGCUUCAGUAGUUAUUAAAGAGAUUUAUAUUAUGCUGUUGUCACAAAUAUAUUGCUAAUAUAUCAUCUUUAAUUUUUAACUUCUUAAAAAUUCAGGUUCCCAUUUUUCAUAUGUAAUAUAACUUUAGUUUAUGCGUGAGCUUUGUGGAAUGAACCAUGGUUUUGUUGCCAUGAAAGACUUAAAAAAGAACCCAGUGACAUAAACAGUUUUAUCAUUAUCCAUAAGACUGACUCCUGGGUCUUUGCUUGCUCUUACAGUCAACUUUCGAACAACAAAACUCUACUGAAUUUACAUUGAAAUGUGUUUAGAUUUUGUCUUGGAAUGUGUUUUGUACGUAAGUUUGAACAUAGUUAGAUAUGUUAUAUUUGGAAUUCACACGUACUUGAAACCAAACAUUUAUAAAUACUAAACUCCAAAGAACGUGGAGCAGGAAAUUGAAACAGAAACAGGGUAUGAUAUGUAUAUACAUAUUCUACUUCCCUUUUUCCUUACUGAAUUGAUAGCACUUUUAAAACCAGUUCAAAAAACAAAUAAAAUUUUAUAAUUUUAAGUUUAACAUCACACUAUCAGCAUUAUAUAUCAUAUAUUUAUAAUGUAUUAUAUAUAUAUAUAUAAUUAUAUAUCUUUAUAAAGUAUUACUGAAACAGUCCUUGAUAGAAGAAUUCUCAGUUGACUAGAUUGAGUCUUAAAGAGAAAAAACAGGGUUAAGGAUUGAGAUCUUGAAUGAUAUGAAAACCUUAUUCUUUUUGUUUUGUUUAUACACAUCACACACAAAUAAGCACACUAAAGAAAAUUCUGACAUUUAUGUAUCUUAAAUUAGUAAUAAUAGGUACUUCAUUAUUUGUGUUUACCUUUCCUUGUUCACUAGGUAUAUGUGUACUAACAGGUAAUAUUCAUUAAAUGUUUUUGUGUAUAUGCUUAGAUCUGCAUCCAAAUAUUCAAUUCCAUUUUUAUAAUCUAGAUUCAGGAUUGUUCACUGCCAUAACUCUAGUCCAAGUAUGGAUCCUAAGACACAGAAUGACUUGGAUACCUGAAACAGAAAAAUCUAAUGUCUAUGCUAUAAGUCAACGUAUUAGUAGAUUGCAUUUUUUUAAGCCUUGUUUUUGCUGUGGUUUUAUUCAUUAACAAACUUUAAAAGCCUUUUGUCAUUGCCACACACAUAGCAAUUUGGAAUGUUGAGUACAAUAGUACAGCUACCAAAAGGGCUCUUUAGCAGGGUUGACCCACAGCAAAAUAGCAGCAUUUAAAGGACUUGAGUUACAACCACUUUCGAGGGCUGGAGUUCACAUUGCUGAAUUAAUGAAUAGUAUUGGUGGUUUAUACAAUAAAUAACCAUUAACUUGUCUAUGCUACAAAAACUGUGGUGAGCUUGUUAAAGGCAUCCAGAGCUCUUUUCCUUUUUUGUUUCCUUUUCAAUGUAACCCUUCACAAUGGUAAUUUAUAUUAUAGUCUUGACAUCAAAAAAAUAUAUAAUUUCAAACAUUUAAUAUAUACUUUUUACAACUGAGUUUGUGUUUUCCCAAUAUUGAGACUCCAUAAACAACUCAAAUCUAAGCUAAUUUACCCCAACUGAACACCCAGCUACUGUCUGUUGAAAUAAGAGGGAUUGUCACAAAACAAUGGUCAUCCUUAAAAAAUACAUUUAAGGAAAGUUUUGAAAUACAGAUUUUGAUACUGAUGAGUAAUUAAAAUGAUCAAGUCAUGCUGUCCCUGUUGUCAGUGUGUUUUUCUCUCUUUGUCCCUGAGAUUGGUUGAGAAUGAUUCCAUGUAAUACUUCACUUCAGGGGACCCUUCAAUGUGUCCAUUCCAGAAGGCAUUGACCUCAUGCAUGACAUUCUCAUUGUCAACUCCAUGGGGCUCAGCUUCAGAUGCACAAGAAGGGCCAUUGUUGGCAUAUGGCUCCAAAUCCCAGGCCAGGGCAGCCAGGACAGUGGUGAAAGACAUGGAAGGUUUGGUGGGCAGAAGUUCUUUGUUGAGUGGGGUAGGGAACUAAUAGGGCAUUGUGUACCUUUCACAUAGCUGUUAAUUUAGGGGCUACGUAUGGUCAUGACUGUCUUCUUGCCUUUCAGGCUGUGCUUCGCCUCAAACCAGAUGAUUAUUGGUAUUUUUCCAAAGCUUGAAAAGUCCUCUUGGUGGGGAUACAAUCAUAAUAAGCCUCAAAACCCACAACAGUAAUUUCAGUGGACAGUGAGAUGAUGCUCCUCAUGUGCUCAAGGAACUUGGAGUGGGUGUACAUAGAAUUCCAGGCCAUCCAGCACCUAUCGGAGCAGCCAAAACUCUGGCACUUUUCUCCACAGUAAGGGCCUUCAUUCUAAUAUUUUCCAGUGGUAUUUAUUCCUUUAUGUAGAUUUAGUUUCCAUCUUGUAUCAUUUUCCUUCAGCCUGAAGUACUUCCAUUAAUGUUUCUUGUCGUUUGCUUCUUGAAGUUUGCUCGUGACAAAUUCUGUCAGCUUUAUUUAUCUGGAAAUGUUCUCAUUACGCUUUCAUUUUUUAAAGAUUUUCACUGGAUAUAGAAUUCUAAGUUGGAAAGGUUUUUUGUUUUCUGUUUUUUAGCUUUAGAGUCAUUCCAUUGUCUUAUAUCUUACACUGUUUCUGAUGAGACCUCAGUGGUAAUUCUUAUCUGUGUUUCUUAUAUAAAUGUCUUUUUUUCUGUGGCUCAUUUUAAGAUUUUCUCUUUCCAUUUGUUCUCAGCAAUUUGAUUUUGAUAUGCUUUUUUCUUUGUACUUGUCCUGCUUGGGUUUUGUCAAACUUCUUGGAUAUGUGGGUUUAUUUAUUUAUUUUUUUUCCUGUUUGGAAUAUAUUUAGUUGUACUUUUGUGACUCCAAUUACAUAUAUGUUAGACCACUUGAUAUUGCCCCACUGCUCACUGAAGCUUUGUUAAUUUUUUAAAAACGCUUUUGUUCUCUCUUGCUUCAUUGCCUUAUUUUCAAAUUCACUGUUCAUUUCUUCUGUAGUUUCUAGUCUGCUGUUAAGCCCAUCCAUUAAAUUUUUCAUUUAAGAUAUUGCAUUUUUCACUUCCAGAAGUUCCAGUUGGUUCAUUUUAAUAGUUUCCACUUCUCUCUUCUUCAUGUUCAUUUUUCCAUUGAAUUCUUGGUCAUAUUUAUAAUAGCUGUUAUCAAGUCAUUGUCAGCAAAUUUCAUCACUUCUAUAAUGUCUUGUCUCUGUUUCUAUUGACUGGCUUUUUUCUUUUUUCCCUCUCCUAGUAAUGUAUCACAAUUUCCUGCUUCACUUUUUGAUUACAUGAUAGACAUUAAAAUAUUAUAUUGUUUAGUGUCUGGGUUUUGUUGUCUUCCUAUAGGAAAUGGUUUGUUCUGAAGGUCAUAAUUUACACAUGAAUUAGCCUGACCUUUUGGAAGCUUAUAUUUAAAUUUUAUUAGGGUGAAUCUGGAAUAGCACUGCCUGAUAGAAGUUUCUGCAACGAUGGAAAUUUUCUGUAUCUGCACUUCCCAUUAUGGUAGGCACUAGUCACAUCUGAAUAUUAAACACUUGAAAUGUAGCUAAUGUAACUGAGGAACUGAAUUAUCUUAUUUUAAUUAACUUAAAUUUAAAUAACUACAUGUGGCUAUUGGCUACCGUAUUAACCCAGGGCAAGCUCCAGUAGUUGUUCAGCUUACAGCUUAGACCUCCAGUUGUUCUUUAGCCAGAAGUUAUCCUUCCUGGCCUUGUGGAGUCUCACCCUACACAUGUGCAACUUAGUAUUCAGCUGAACGCUCAAGUGGAUCCCUAUCCAGAUUUCUAGAACUCUUUCUGUAUUUCAUAACUCCAGCUUCCUCAGCCUCUCUGAAUAAACAUGUCAAUCUCCUCAACUCAGUGAGACCACCACACUCUGCUUGGGUUUCCCCACCCUGUUCAGUGGCCCAUAAUGUGCCUCCAGGCAGAAAGAUGGGGCAAUACAGUGCUUAUCUCAUUCGUUUCCCUUCUCUCAAUGAUCAUAGUACUGUACUGUAUCUGAAACAAUUGCUUAAUAUAUUUUUGUCCAGUUUUCUAGUUGUGUAUGGCAGGAAGACUAAUCUCGAACCAAUUAUCCCUAUUCGUCUGAAACCAGUAGAUUACAUUUUACUAACACCUCUAUUCUCAAUCCAGUGGUGAUGGCUACUGCCUUUGUUGGAGGCUGUAGCACAUAAAAACAUAAUUUUUCAUCCCAGCAAAAUUAUGAAUUUUGUCUGUCUGAUUGAUGUGGGGAUAUUACUAUUUUUAAAAUUUGCACAAAAAAUAAUUAUUCAAUGUAUGGCACAAAUAAGUGAGUUAAAAUUUUAAGUACUUAAACAAAAAUAUAUCUAUUGAGACUAUAUUCUGAGAGGAGGAAGAGGGUUAGGUAGAGGUUUGGUAUGGUUAUUUUUAAUGGAAUGGAAUAAACAGUCACUGUUUAAAAAAAAAAAAACUCAUCUGUACCCUCUUCUGUUGUAUUAUUUUAUUAUUCCCAACCAGCAGCCAGUUCUUUCCCAAUCUUCACAACAAUCCACUGAGGUAAAUACUGUUGUUAUCUCCAUUUUACAUGUGAAACUGAGACACAGGUUAAAUACGUUUGUAAAGUCACACAGCUACUAAACUGGCAGAGCUUGAAUUUGUACCCAGGAAGUCUGUCUUCAGAGCUCAUGUUCUUAAUCACGAUGCUAUACAGACUGUGCAGAGGUUGGUGAGAGAGUGGCCAGGGGAGAUUGUGACAAAUAUAAUCGUGGUAGUUACAGAUAGCAAGAGCUGUUUGAGUGUGCAAAGCAGAAGGAGAAAGAAAGAACCUGGAAACUGACAACUGCAUAAUGAGAAAGAUCAUGGGGGAGCAGAGGCAAAAGAGAUUGAGACGUACCACUGGGUAUACAGAAUGUGUGGGAAAGCGGGGGCUUAAGAGUGAGACUGUGCAGUGGAAAAUAAGUAAUGUAGUGUAGAAAUAGAAGAGAAGCAAAAAAAGUACUGUUUAUUAACAAUUUGCAGCAAGGACAGCCAUCCCAGUAAUAAAUAUUUGUAGCUAAACAUUGAGAAAAUUUCAGAGGACCUAGCAAUGUGAACAGUAUACAUAUCAGUAUCUUAGGUAUAAAUAUUUAUGCUGGCAUAGUUAUAUAUAAACAUAGAUUCACACUUUUGAAUCAAUAUUAAUGUUAGCCUUACAUUAGAAUUUGGAAGAGUCCAUAAUCUGUAUAGACUUGUCAGCCUUUAAGGUAAAUCUAAAGAUUGCUUAAGAGGAGCAAAAAAGAAGAUAGUUCCGGUUGGCAUCAUUGUUUUAUAAAAGCAUAACCAUCUUGUAGUACAUAGUCAGUCAUCUUAGAAAACAUACUACUGAUCAGUUAGC